AAUAAAGACAGAAAAUGAGUCCAAAUGGCGUCCAGGAAUGCAGCAGAGAGGCUGCUGGAUGGUCGCAGGACGCAGCGCGUCUAUUGGCUGUUUAAACUCCAGCGCGCCGAUUGGCCUGAGACGAACUUCAGGAGUGAUGAUGGAUCGAGGAGGAGCAGGAUGGGAACUCGUACUUGUGAACCUACAGCAGUCGGGACUAUGUGAUCUGACCCCUGGCCACUGCAUGGGUACUUUCACUUGCAUCGCCUAUCCACUGAACCCGUGAGCGAGCACUUUUUACGCGUGGGUUUAUUUGCUGGCGGGGGAAGCAUGCACCUUGCGCUUCUGCUGACGCUGGGUGUCGGGUUCGCGUUUGCGUGUCAGCUGCCCAGCGAGUGGCGACCCCAGAGCGAGGGCUGUCGAGCUGAACUCGCCGAGAUUAUCGUGUACGCCAAGGUGCUGGCCAUCCACGAGGAGCCGUACGCGUCCAGCCUUUACAAUUACCUGCCGUACCUGAAGCACGAGCGCGCGGAGGACGCGCUGCUGUACGCGGCGGAGGUGGAGCUGCUGUGCGAUCAGGCGUGGGGCAGCAUGCUGGAGGUUCCUGCGGGCUCGCGCCUCAACCUCACGGGACUGGGGUACUUUAGCUGUCAGUCACACACGGUGAUGGAAAACAACUCCUACAUAUUCUUCCUCAGAAUGGAUGAAAACUACAACAUCCUCCCUCAUGGAGUCAACUUUCAGGAUGCCAUAUUCCCUGACACGCUGGAGAACAGACGACUAUUUUCCAGCCUCUUCCAGUUCUCAAACUGCUCUGGUGGACAGACCAUGCACAACUUUAAUAGUGAUUGGGAGAGCCAGGAAGACAGCAGGCUGCUGUGUUCCUCCGUGCAGAAGGUGUUGUUUGAGGAGGAGGAGCGAGUUGGACAGCUGGAGGAGCGUGUAGCCGAGCUGGAGAGGAAGAACAAACAGUUAAAAGAGCGAGUGGGGAAACUGAGGCAUUCUCUGAGGAAGGCCCGCAAAGUGUCCCGCCGUGCAGAACGGGAGCGCCUGGAGCUGCAAGAGCGCUUGAAGACGGCAGAGAGACACGUAGGACAUCACCUCAAUGCCAUUUCACCCCAACACAGCCCUUCCCGCCACAGAUACACACACGGAUUAUGAGCUCAAACACACACGCACACCUUCACAUGGACUCAUACAGACUGCAGGGCAGUCUUCAAAUCCCAUAUAUUUGCAUUUUUUGUUCUUUUCAUAGUUUUUAACAAUUAAUUAAGCUCCAAAUGCUUGAUGUAGACUUGUUUUGUACAUCAUGAUGUUGAUAAGGUAAGCUAAAAUUUAAAUAUUCUUUUUGAAGAAAUGUAAGAUUUCAGUGUAAAAAGUGAAUUCUUAUGGAGCUAUUUCUAAUCUGACCCUUAAAAAUGACUUGUUAGUGUAAGCUGAUGUCGUAUUUUAGACUUUUAGUUUGAAUUAAACUAAUUUUGGUGUUACCACAUGAAGUGCAUUUUUCAAACAUUAAAGUGUCUUCAUUUGAAUUUUUAAAGGGAUAUUCCACCUAAAAUUUUGGCGACGUUUACCCACCAUCAUCAGGUUCCGCUAAACACAAAAGAAGAUAAUUUGAAGAAUGUUGAUAGCCAAACAGUUUUUUUCCCCCAUACUAUGGAAACAGAAACCAACAUUUUUCUUUUGUGUUCCACCAAAGCAAAAAGCAAUGUAGAUUUGGAAUGAGAUGAGGGUAAAUAAAGACAGAAGACAGUUUUUGGGUGGAGUAUUGCUUUGACACACACUGAUGGAUUGUUUACGCAUUCGAAAUCGAACUGAUAGUGAUGAUGUCAUAGAAGCAUUCACCGAAUUAUGGUUCCAAAAGAUUAAGAUGAAAGUUUGAAAAGUGUUACAAUAGUCAGCAUUCAUAAAGUAACAGGAAGCAGUGAUGUCAUCAUAAUAUUUGCAUACUGAAUUGUGAUUGGGCUGUCUUACCUUAAAGUACUUUAGUUCAUUUAGUUUAGUUCGUACAUUGUAAAACUCAUACAAAAUUCUAAGUUUAAGCAGAACAAAUGCCAUUAGCUCAUACUUCUGCAAAGUUUGAGACCCAUGAUAGAUGUUUGUGCAGACGGACAGAAGAAGUGUACAUUUCACAACCCAAAAAAGUGUUAACUUUGAGCUAACUUGCAUUUUCUGAAGUACUUUCUUCACACAAACACACCGAGGAACAUCAGGAGUUUUCAUCUGUACACCCCCAGUUCUUCCGGUAAUGAAACUUUGCAGGCAUCCUGCAGCAGAAAGAAAUGUUAAAAACAUCCUGAAUAUUUCUCUUAUUCCAUAUGACAGAGACCCUGCAGAGUCAUAUCACAUGUGCAGAGUUAGAGCGUCUGCAUCCUCUCUUUUUAGGGAAACAGUAGCUUUGAUUUCACCAGUUGGCUUUCUAAAUCAGCCAAAAUGACUCACUGUGAGCUAAUAUUGAACUUUGCGGGACUGCUGCUACACAAAACAUUAUCACAUCGGCAUAUCAGCACGCUGAGAAUGCAGAGCGUAUAGAUCUAAGACGGUUCAAUCUCACUCCAACCCAAGCAAACACUAACCAGUCCUCUCAUAAACAUUAACCUCAGCUGAUCCCACUACAAAUACCAGACUGACGUUUGUCCACUUUCACCACAGUUUGAGUCUGUUAUCAAGUCUUUGAGCUGCAGAUGUGAUCAAACAGCAGGAACUAAGACGCUGGAGGCUGAUAGCAGGAGCUGAUAAUGGACACUGACUCUGAAGUUAAGAACCACAGAAACAGACUUAGUUAAGGUUUUGGUCACUUGAUAAUGGCCGGGAGUUAUGUUAGAUCACAUUCUGUUGCAAGAUGGCAACAUCAAUAAAAUUUUAAGAAAAUGUUCUUUUAACAUUUUUGCAGGGUUUCUGAUGAUCUUAAAAGUCUUAAUUCGCCCUUCUACAAAUUAAGAGCUUAAAAAGAUCUUAAAUCAGAGCAUUUGUCCUCAGUAUUUUUGUCUUGUAUGAAGAGGAUGGAAUAACCCUUUGAUUUUUUUUUUGGCAAAUAUAUAUUCUUUUUUAAUCCUGAACUCACUUCAUGAGUUUUAAUCAUUCAAAUCAUUUAACAUUUACAUAACCAAGAAUAAACAGUUUUAAAAUGUUUUUAAAAGGAUGUUUUGUACAUUAGAGAGCAUACAGAGUUUUCAUAACUUUAUAAAAUUGUUAGCAAAAAAUUUUUUUAGAGCGUAUUUAUGUUACCUGGGCGUGUUGUAUUUUCUGUUCUGUGUUUUCUGUUGUUUUUGCAAAAUUGUAUUCAACAAAAAGUAACUUUUCUCAUUUGCUCUGAAUGGGCUGUGUGUAAAUCAAAGGAGAAGAGGAGGAGGACAUCAUGCAUGUGCAUGUGUAAAUGCUAAAAAAUAAAUGUUUUACACUUUUUAUUUCUGGCUUGGAACAUGCCAGGCCAACCAUUUUGGACAUUUCAGACCGCUAGCAGGUAGCAGCUGUCCUAGAAAAUAAUGAGCAUUGGGGGUGUUGCCAAGAUGGCCGCCAAGUGAUUUCUUUUAAACACCCUUGUCAUGCUUUCAUUGAAAAUGCAUUCAUUCACAGACUGGCAGAUUUCAGAAGAAAAAUAACUGGUCUAAGUUUGCACAAAGAAAGACUGUCGAGCAUCUCUUGACUUCAAGUUAACAUCAUUGAUUGUGCCACAGGGGCCUGUUUAUGAGAGUAGGAACUUUUAAAGGGAUUUCUUGCAAAGCUGUCAACCUCUUCAGACCCGAAAUCAACAACAAACUUUUCUGAACAGACAGCGUUGAAGCUAAAGAUUACGCCCGGGCAGCUGACUCAGGAUCUCAGGCUUACCACAUCACUGAACAGCCGUUGGGAACAGUUUCACAGACAUGAAGACACACUCUCUCGUAAUAACAAAACCUUGUUCUUU
Cyprinus carpio (common carp) is the source of this 3886-nucleotide messenger RNA. It is a transcript of the gene ccdc3a, whose product is annotated as coiled-coil domain containing 3a. The record is from RefSeq and is a predicted model, not a curated record. NCBI's taxonomy places the organism in Eukaryota, Metazoa, Chordata, Actinopteri, Cypriniformes, Cyprinidae. Gene Ontology annotation, cellular component: extracellular region. Gene Ontology annotation, biological process: negative regulation of gene expression.